AUGGAGCUCAGCGUCCUCCUCUUCCUUGCACUCCUUACAGGCCUCUUGCUACUCCUGGUUCAGCGCCACCCUAAAGCCCAUGGCCGCCUCCCACCAGGUCCCCGCCCUCUGCCCCCUUUGGGGAACCUUCUGCAGAUGGACAGAAGAGGCCUACUCAAAUCCUUUCAGAGGUUCCGAGAGAAAUAUGGGGACGUCUUCACAGUACACCUGGGACCGAGGCCCGUGGUGCUGUGUGGAGUAGAGGCCAUACGGGAGGCCCUGGUGGACAACGCUGAGGCCUUCUCUGGCCGGGGAAAAAUCGCCAUCAUGGACCCAGUCUACCAGGGAUAUGGCGUGGUCUUUGCCAAUGGAAACCGCUGGAAGGUGCUUCGGCGAUUCUCUCUGAUCUCCAUGAAGGACUUCGGGAUGGGAAAGCAGAGUGUGGAGGAGCGGAUUCAGGAGGAGGCUCAGUGUCUGAUAGAGGAGCUUCGGAAAUCCAAGGGAGCCCUCGUGGACCCCACCUUUUUCUUCCAUUCCAUUACCACCAACAUCAUCUGCUCCAUCGUCUUUGGAAAACGCUUCCACUACCAUCAAGAGUUCCUGAAGAUGCUGAACUUGUUUUGCCAGAGUUUCUCACUCAUCAGGUCUGCAUUCAGCCAGUUGUUUGAGUUCUUCUCUGGCUUCUUGAAAUACCUUCCUAGGGCACACAGGCAAGUCUACAAAAACCCGCAGGAAAUCAAUGCUUACACUGGCCACAGUGUGGAGAAGCACCGUGAAACCCUGGACCCUAGCGCCCCCCAGGACCUCAUUGACACCUACCUGCUCCACAUGGAAAAAGAGAAAUCCAACCCACACAGCGAAUUCAGCCACCAGAACCUCAUCAUCAAUACGUUCUCGCUCUUCUUUGCUGGCACUGAGACCACCAGCACCACUCUCCGCUACGGCUUCCUGCUCACGCUCAAAUACCCUCAUGUCGCACAGAGAGUCUACAAGGAGAUUGAACAGGUGAUUGGCCCACAUCGCCCUCCAGCGCUUGAUGACCAAGCCAAAAUGCCAUACACAGAGGCAGUCAUCCAUGAGAUUCAGAGAUUUGCUGACCUUCUCCCCAUGGGUGUGCCCCACAUUGUCACACAACAGACCAGCUUCCGAGGGUACAUCAUCCCCAAGGACACGGAGGUAUAUCUCAUCCUGAGCACUGCUCUCCACGACCCACACUACUUUGAAAAACCAGACGCCUUCAAUCCUGACCACUUUCUGGAUGCCAAUGGGGCAUUGAAGAAGAAUGAAGCUUUUAUCCCCUUCUCCUUAGGUAAGAAGCGCAUUUGUCUUGGUGAAGGCAUCGCCCACAACGAAUUGUUCCUCUUCUUCACCACCAUCCUCCAGAACUUCGUGGCCAGCCCUGUGGCUCCUGAAGACAUUGACCUGACACCUCAGGAGAGUGGUGUGGGCAAAAUACCCCCAACGUACCAGAUCCGCUUCCUGCCCCGCUGA
This is a messenger RNA of Rhinopithecus roxellana (golden snub-nosed monkey), 1470 nucleotides long. Its product is annotated as cytochrome P450 2B6-like. Gene Ontology annotation, cellular component: intracellular membrane-bounded organelle; cytoplasm. Gene Ontology annotation, molecular function: oxidoreductase activity, acting on paired donors, with incorporation or reduction of molecular oxygen, reduced flavin or flavoprotein as one donor, and incorporation of one atom of oxygen; iron ion binding; heme binding. Gene Ontology annotation, biological process: xenobiotic metabolic process. Lineage: Eukaryota; Metazoa; Chordata; Mammalia; Primates; Cercopithecidae. The record is from RefSeq and is a predicted model, not a curated record.